AGAUUGCGCCACUGCAGUCCAGCCUGGGUAACAGAGAGACUUUGUCUUAAGAAAACACACAAAACAACAAUAUACCCCAAAGUGAUGUUGGUAUUACACAGAUCUCAAAACCCAGAGAAGUUUGAUAGCUCUUCAUUCCCUAGUACAUUGCUGAUGACUCAUUGUCAUUAGUUUGCAACUGAUCUCAAGCGCUCCCAGAGCUCUCUGGGAUACUAGGAGAGAAUAUCCUGAGGUUUUUUUAGGGAGCUAGUCAAACCUGUGCUCUGAAACAGGUUUGGACAGUUUUGACAAUGACAGGUCACAGGUCAGAGCUCCCAAAUUCAUAUCUCCUGUCAAGAUACCGCUGCUACCAUCACUAGAUUUGCAUUUCCAUUACACGGUGACCAAAUUUACUCUUAUAUUUUUCUGAUAACCAGAACUUGCUGGUGGACAUGUAUCCUUGCUACGAGUCACUGUCACCUCUGGUUAUAGCAGUGGAGCAAAGUGGUAAUGGGAAAAUUCCUAGGUUUUUGGCCUGAGUAAAAGGGUGGAUAGAAGUAGAUGACAGGUGGGGAACAUGGGGAGAGGAGCAGGAAGAGUUUUAGCAAAAGAGCUAGCAUGUCAAGGCCUACAUGUGAGAGUAUGGCACUUUCAAGGUAAUAAGUGAAGUCUGGAGAAAUGCCUCACCCUAGGAUGUAGUAUGUGGGCAACUGAGGAGGUUGAAGAACCAAGUUCAAAGGAGGCCCCUAGAGAUUAAUCUAGAGAACCAAGCACUGUGGGAUUCCCACAUCUAAAAAUGUUGCCUUCAUUCAUCCAUUCAUUCAGUAAACAUUUAGCAGUGUAGGACUGGCAUUGUUUGAGGAGGGAUGCCCUAGAUUUGGAGAUCUUAACAUGUAACUAGAGAAUACAUUGGCAUCCUGGGCUGUGGUGAGAACUACCACCCAAAAGGUAACUCCUUGCCGGAGUCAGCAAACUAACAUCUGUCCUUUUUCUAACAUUUGUAUAAUAUGGAACCACUUUUUUUUUUUUUUGAGACAGAAUCUUGCUCUCUCGCCCAGGGUGGAGUGCAGUGAUGCGAUCUUGGCUCAGUGCAACCGCUGCCUCCCAGGUUUAAGUGAUUUCCUGCCUCAGCCUCUUGUAUGUGUAUUUCAUUCAUGUUUAUAAAUUUACAACCUGGGCAUAAUAAAAGCAUUUGUUUUUGUCUUUUCCCCAUUUGCUCAUGUUAUAAUGACACAGUCUUCCUCCAUUGUCCUUUGUGGGUGCAGUUAGAUGCCCCCGCUCUGGUAUGAGCAGGCCAGGGUUCAAAUGCUGCCUUUGUUACAUACCAACUGCAGCUCCAGAAUGUAAGAUGGUAAAAAAAAAAACACCACCUGCACAGGACCGUUGAGAGGAUUAAUGAGUGUCAGUUUAAAUGCUUCAUAACUGGUAGUUGCUGUUUCUGAGUUUAUCAGGAAACCCCUUAUCAUGAACAAUUUGUCUCCUUAAUCUUUUUUCUUCCUUUUCUGCUUCAAUAUAUCUCAUGCCUCUGGCAAACCAAUACUCCUGGCGGGCUAGGUGAUUGGCUCUUGGCGCCUUCUCUAAGGCUUUUCUUGCCCGUUCCCCCUGCCUAUUUAUAGGUGGUGCAAAAGUAAUCGCGGUUUUUGCCAUUUGUAAAAAAUUGCAAAACCACAGUUACUUUUGCACCAACCUAAUACAUACUCCAGGCCAAACUGGGAGGCGUUGGGGUGCACACAGGGAGAGAAGAAUAGGCUGGCCUGAGGGUGAAGAGCGCAGGCCCCGCAGGGUCAACCCGGCCAGCGGUCACGAAAGGAGGUGAAGUUGAGGGGAGGCGACAUAGGGCAGGAAGAGGGGAGGACAAACGGGGUGCAUAUGGGGACCGUGGCGAUGACACGGAAGGGACAGCCACUUAGGCGAUGAAAGGCAGGUGAAGAAAUCCCGUUCCAUCUUCCUGCAGUCCUCCCUUGGGGAACCCCCAUCCUAUCCUGCUCUGGACCAGGGCGGUUCUUGGAGGGCCCGCGAUCGAGAUGAGGCCUCCGAGCCGCCCAGAAUAGACUCCGAAGUGCGCGCAGCUGACCCCGCGGUUUCCUUGCGCCCGGUAGGUUCCAAGAGCCUCUGAGUUCCUGUCUUUUUUUCAUCUCGGAAUCUCCACCAUUGGCCUACACUGGGAACAGGGAGACCUGUGAUGCUGAUGUUAGAGGACAAGGACAUGAAGGGAUUCUCCUGGGCCAUAGUCCCAGCCUUAACCUCCCUAGGCUACCUGCUUAUCCUGGUGGUCUCCAUCUUUCCCUUCUGGGUGCGACUGACGAACGAGGAGUCCCACGAAGUCUUUUUCAGUGGCCUAUUUGAGAACUGCUUCCAUGUCAAAUGCUGGAAGCCUCGACCCUUAUCCAUUUACAUCCUCCUCGGCCGGGUUUUCCUGCUGUCUGCAGUUUUCCUGGCUUUCCUCACCACCUUCAUCAUGGUGCCCUUUGCAUCCAAGUUCUUCCCGAGGACCUGGAAGCAAAACUUUGUGUUAGCCUUCGUCAGCUUCUUCACAGGGGCCUGUGCCUUCCUGGCUUUGGUGCUGCAUGCCCUGGAGAUCCAGGCUCUGCGGACGAAGCUCAGCCCCCUGCAGUUCUCCGUGCUAUGGCCUUACUACGUGCUGGGCUUUGGCAUCUUUCUGUUCACAGUGGCUGGUACCAUCUGCCUCACUCAAGAAAUGGCCUGCCCUUGCUGGCACUUGUUGUCCACUUCCCAGAGGAUGAAGGAGGACCACGGGAGCCUGUACCUGGACAAUCUGGAGAGUUUGGGAGGAGAACUGAGCUCAGUACAAAAGGAGACACAGGUGACGGGAGAAACAGUCAUCUAGUCCAAGACACGGCUUCUCUACCCUUCUUCAAGCCAUGUUGAGUGCACCAUCACAUCUAAGCCGUCAGCAAAUUUGUUGGUUUUAAUCUCCAAAAUACGUCUUGAUUUUGUCUGACUCUUUGCCACC
This is a messenger RNA of Cercocebus atys (sooty mangabey), 2953 nucleotides long. RefSeq lists its product as uncharacterized. The transcript has 7 exons. The coding region runs from base 2162 to 2827 and encodes 221 amino acids. The record is from RefSeq and is a predicted model, not a curated record. Lineage: Eukaryota; Metazoa; Chordata; Mammalia; Primates; Cercopithecidae. Gene Ontology annotation, biological process: negative regulation of phosphatase activity.